Molecule: messenger RNA, 1549 nt
Organism: Etheostoma cragini (Arkansas darter)
Lineage: Eukaryota; Metazoa; Chordata; Actinopteri; Perciformes; Percidae
Gene: imp3
Product: IMP U3 small nucleolar ribonucleoprotein 3
Exons: 7
Coding region: 128-679 (183 amino acids)
Biological process (GO): rRNA processing
Cellular component (GO): small-subunit processome; Mpp10 complex; small ribosomal subunit
Molecular function (GO): snoRNA binding; rRNA binding; structural constituent of ribosome
Source: RefSeq, a predicted model, not a curated record
CUUUGCGUUCGACCUUAAACGGACGCCGAAGAAGAAGAACACGUGUUUCCUGUGUUUCCUCUUCCCCUCGCGUGAACAGGCGUCUGCCUUGUAAAUAAACUGUGUUCAGCCGGCGAAAGGUGUAAAAAUGGUGCGUAAAUUAAAGCACCAUGAACAGAAGUUGUUGAAGAAGGUGGACUUCAUCAACUGGGAGGUGGACAAUAACCUGCACGAGGUCAAAGUGUUGCGGAAGUAUCGCAUCGAAAAGAGGGAGGACUACACCAAGUACAACAAGUUGAGUCGUAACAUCAGAGAUCUCGCCCAGAAAAUCAGAGAUCUGGAUGAGAAAGAUGGCUUCAGAGCUCAGAGCACACAUCAACUACUGGAAAAACUGUACAGCAUCGGUCUCAUGCCCACCAAACAGAAUCUGUCCCUCACAGAGAAAGUCACAGCUUCGUCAUUCUGCAGGAGAAGGCUGCCCAGCAUCAUGCUGAAACUCCAUAUGGCUCAGAACCUGAAGACGGCCAUCACCUUCAUCGAACAAGGACAUGUGCGUGUUGGACCAGACAUCGUCACAGACCCAGCUUUCCUCGUCACAAGGAAUAUGGAAGAUUUUGUUACUUGGGUUGACUCCUCCAAGAUCAAGCAGCAUGUCAUGAAUUAUAAUGAUGAGAGGGACGACUUUGAUCUGGUGGCAUAAGAGCGCUGUCUUACAUCCACUCACGACGCUAGAGGAUAGGAAAGGGACUCUGCUCUUGCAACUAUGGCGUAAAUAACUCCAUAACCCAGGAGUCAACAGUUCGAAUCUCUUAUCAACUUGGAAGUUGUGGCAAGAAAAUAAGUGCUCUCGCAUUCCUUAACAACUAAAGUUUCAUCUGAGCAAGGACAAAGGAACACGCUUCACGUUGUCACCAACCAUGUUUCUUUUGUCAAAAUUUGCAACUAGCAUCGGAUCUAUUGACCAAAAUAUCUGUUAGGAUUCUCCUAUACCUUCAUUUUAAUGUGUUCUUUGUGUAAACAUGAGCUGGCUUCGCAGGGUAUGUAUAUGACCAUGAAAAUGCUGCUUUAGGCCCUGAUGAGACACAGCUCGUCUGCCAGCUUUUCUUUUGCUGUGAGGUUACAUGACGUCUGGUGUUUUUCCAGCUCUGAGUUAGUUUAGUCAACACAUGGAAAACCUGUCAAAAAGCUGCCCCAGGCAACUAAAAUGCCUUCUGUCUUAUCUGGGCCUUGUAAGUGUGUACAUACCAUUGUCCGUUCAUAUUAACAUAACUUGUCAUAAAUACAGUUGUAAAAUAAAAACUACAAUUUGAUAAAUAUUUUAAUUUUCAAUAAGACUUUGCUACAAUGUAAACUUUGUCAAACAAUAAACAUUCUUUUAUCACAGUUAAGACUUUUCAACAAAAAGUUAUAACAAUCUUUGCAUAGUCAAACAUGUUUCCUCCUUAAUGCUGAAACUCUGAAAGAAACCCCUAUUUCCAGGUUAUAAAUGUUAAUUUAUCUACAACCUGCGCUUAAUGUUCCAGUAAACAGUUACACAAAUUCACCACGAAGCAUUUGCUUCCAUCCAUAA